This is a messenger RNA of Pelagomonas calceolata, 1309 nucleotides long. The record is from the annotation of a GenBank genome assembly. Lineage: Eukaryota; Pelagophyceae; Pelagomonadales; Pelagomonadaceae.
CAGCGCCAGACUUAGCGCUGUGCGAAAUUCACUGUUCCCGCUGCCAGCGCGGACCAGUUGCCUGCGCGGAGAGGCUGCGUGGAGGCAAACGCCCGCCCGGACAACCGGGCAAGCUGCAGGGGCAGCCCCCACGCCGGAAGAUGCGAGCGCCCAUCUAGCUUCAUAGCCAUGCCACGCCUGCGGCCCCGGCCGGGCUAUGCGUUCGAGGCGCCCGCCGCCGCGGUCGAGAAGCCCGCCGAGGUCGCGGAGCCCGUCUCGCCGCCGGCGCCGCCAUUUGACGCGUGGGAUGCGCCCGCCGACGCGUUCGCGGAGCCCGCCGAGGCGGAAGAGCCUGCCGAGAGCAGCGCCGACGAUUCUGCCGACGCGUUCGAGAAACUCGCCGAUGCCUUCGAGGACCCCGGCACGCCGCCGCCACCUAGGAAAACGCCGCAGGAGCUCGCCGCCGCGCUGGCGGAGGUUUCCGACAAGCUGGAGCCGGCCGCGGCGCCCGAGCCGAAGAGCCCGCGGCCGUGGAGCUUCCGGAGGACGCUGCACAGCCCCAGCCGGACGCCCAAGCGCUUCUUCGGCAGCCCUAAGCCGAACGUCGAGCCAAAGAAGCUCUGGGAGGACGGCGACGCGAGCGACGCCGGCGACGCGCCCCGCGUGUCGCUCGAGGAGCUCGACGAAUUUGUGGACGUUGUCGCGCUCAACAAGCGCACCGGAAAACGGUCGAUCAUCCGAUUGGCGCGCGGGACGGUCAUGAGCGACGUCUUCGCCGCCUACGCCCAACAUACAAAAAGCGACGCGAAGAAGCUCGUCUUCGUCCGCGGCGACGGCACGGAGAAGGGCCGGUCCCUCUCGCCGAAGGCGCGCGUCGCGGACCUGCGGAGCCCCGCCGCCGCGCGGAGCCCCGCGCGGACUCCUCGUAAAAAGCGCGAGCCCAAGAAGUCCUUCGACGAGCAGAUCUGGAACCGCGCCGUGGCCAUUGGGCACGACGCGUGGGACGAGAAGCACUUCGGGUCGCUCGACGCGGGUGAAUCGGUUGCGCUGCCUCUCAAUAGGGCCGAGAUCCGGCCCGACGUGGAGUACAUGGAGCUGUCGAUUGACUUAGGAGAAGAGGAGCCGCCGCCCGGAGGCACGCCGCUGCGUUCGCUUAGGAAGCAGGCGUCGCGGGUGACGGGCGUCACGGGGGCGUUUUCCGGGAAGAGUCCACCGCCAUCGCCUGGAGGAGAGCGUCCCGGUACGCCCCUGCGAAAUCUACGGAAGCAGGCGUCGAAGCUGAGCGGCGUCACGGGCGCCUUCUCGGGCAAGAGCCCGGAGUAGUAUGGGG